AUGAAAUGCGGAGCUCCCUCCCGGUCUGCGGCUAGCGCUGAGGCCACGGGGGGCUUUGUGGUGUUUCCCGCAGAGUUCGCACACAAGAAAUGUGGCGCGGACGGUCGCUGGGAGGGGCGGCCUGGCAGUGGGGGCGGCGGCGGCGGAAGCGUAGGUGGCGGAGGAGCCACGGGCGGCGACGGGCAGCCUGGCGGCGUUGGCGGCGGCGGCGGAGGCGGCAGCGGUGGCGGCGGCGGUGGAGGAGGCACGGUGCUCGACGUGAGUGCCAGCGGUUCGGCCGCGCCUCAAGUGCUGGUGCUGAUGAAGAAGCUGCUGGCGGGGCCCGUGGAGGCGGCCGCCACCAAGCUGGCCAUCGCCGCGCGCACGCGCACCCUCGAGAUCGUCGGGCUGAGCGUGUCGCUCGCCGCGCUGCUGCUCUCGCUCGCCAUCUUCUGCCGAUUCCGGAGCCUCCGCAACAACCGCACGCGCAUCCACAAGCACCUGUUCGUGGCGAUGGUGAUCCAGGUGGUGAUCCGGCUCACGUUGUACAUCGACCAGGCGGUGCUGCGCGGUGGCGCGGCGAGCGCGGGCGUCGGGCUGCGCACCGGCCUGCAGGGCAUCAACACGCCCGGACUCUGCGAAGUGGGAUAUGUGCUGCUGGAAUACGCUCGAACUGCCAUGUUCAUGUGGAUGUUCGUCGAGGGACUCUAUUUGCACAACAUGAUCACAGUGUCCGUGUUCCAGGAGCACGCCUACUACGCCGCCUACCCGCUGCUGGGCUGGGGCGCGCCAGUCGUCAUGACCACGGCCUGGGCCGUCACAACCGGCCUGCGCUACGGGCCCUCCAAGUGCUGGUACGGCUACAACCUCACGUACUACUUCUGGAUACUCGAGGGGCCGCGCCUCGGCGUCGUCGUGCUGAACCUGCUCUUCCUGCUGAACAUCAUCCGCGUGCUGGUGCUGAAGCUGCGCCAAAGCCGCACGUCGGAGCUGGAGCAAGUGAGGUGAGUCCCUCGGGCGGCGCUGGUGCUGCUGCCGCUGCUGGGCAUCACCAACCUGGUGAACAUGGCCGAGGCGCCGCUGGAGCGCGCCGUGUGGCAGUUCGCGCUGUGGAGCUACGGCACGCACUGCCUCACCUCCUUCCAGGGGCUGCUCAUCGCCUGCCUCUACUGCUUCCUCAACGGGGAGGUGCGUCCGGCCGCCGGCCGCCGCCGGCGCCUCCCCACGCUUUG
Messenger RNA from Gryllus bimaculatus (two-spotted cricket), 1211 nucleotides. Lineage: Eukaryota; Metazoa; Arthropoda; Insecta; Orthoptera; Gryllidae. The record is from the annotation of a GenBank genome assembly.